Messenger RNA from Sinocyclocheilus rhinocerous, 773 nucleotides. It is a transcript of the gene selenow1, whose product is annotated as selenoprotein W, 1. The record is from RefSeq and is a predicted model, not a curated record. The transcript is spliced from 6 exons. Gene Ontology annotation, cellular component: cytosol. Lineage: Eukaryota; Metazoa; Chordata; Actinopteri; Cypriniformes; Cyprinidae.
UCAUAACAGUCCAGAAAACAGCAUUAAAAUAUUUUCCAGAACCGAAAGCAAUUCGCUCAGUUCAGCGUCUGCACUCGCCACAACACAACCACCGCUUGAUCCAGUCAAGAACCGCAGCGACUAUCAGCAACAUGACCGUCAAAGUUCAUAUCAUUUACUGUGGUGGAUGAGGGUACAGGCCCAAAUUCACCAAACUCAAGACGUUGCUUGAGGAUGAAUUCCCAGGCGAACUUGAGAUCACCGGUGAGGGCACACCCUCAACCACAGGCUGGUUUGAGGUGGAGGUAAACAACAAGUUGGUGCACUCAAAAAAGAAUGGAGAUGGAUUUGUUGACUCCGAUUCAAAAUUCAAAGCAGUUGUGACUGCCAUCGAGCAGGCCAUGGGGAAAUGAGCAUGAACUGAUCAUAGAGCAGUUUUUCUUCUCUGUUUGUUGGACUCCUGGGCAGUGCAACAAUGAUGGUGAUGUCCAAAGUGUUUUUAGCACGGACGUUGCUUGAUGCUCUUCGCUCUUCCUGGGAGAAGACACUCAGAGCAGGAAACUCCCUAUGAAUACUGCUUCAGAUAGACGCUUUAACGGUUGAAAAUAAUAAGGGAAAAUUAAAAGGGAAAUUAUAACAUUAGACAGAAUUUGGACAGAGCAUGUCAAGGUGAAGUACUUUUGAAUAGUUUUUUUGUUUUUCUCUCUGUUUGCCUCUGUUACAACGCACAGAAGUUUACUAACUAUUUUGGCAUUAUUCAAGAUUUUCAUGCAAUAAAAGAUGUUAAUGGUGAA